AUGUCGACAGAACAUCGGUCUCUGAAAGCAUGUUUAAUAAUGGACCAGCGAAAAAAUGUAAAAUGCUCGCUGCAUUUUUUACUGUUCAGCCUCCUUUUGGGUGUUUCAUUUGGAGAAGUCCGUUACGUCCUUCCCGAGGAGAUGCAGCGGGGGUCGCUUAUCGGGAAUGUUGCACGAGACCUGGGGCUGGAAGUGAUGGAGCUUGACGCUCGUCGAGCCCGUGUUGUUGCUGAAGGAACUAGCCAGCUGUGUGAACUGGACACUGCGUCAGGCAGUCUUUUGAUCAGCCAACGGAUAGACCGAGAGGAGCUCUGCGCGCAAGCCACUGACUGCAUCCUACAGUAUCAGCUCUUGCUUGAAGAUCCCCUUCAAGCAUACAGCUUAGUUUUGGAUAUUGCGGAUAUAAAUGACAACAGCCCAGUGUUCGCUGCAAGGGAGAUAAAACUAGACUUGGUAGAAUCCACAGUUCUGGGGAGACGCUUUCCCCUGGAGAGCGCGCAUGACCCCGAUCUGGGAACCAACGCCGUCCGUGAAUAUAAACUGAGCCCGAAUGAUCACUUUGCACUUGAAAUGAGCACCCAAAUAAAUGGGAAUACGUAUCCGGAGCUAAUUCUCAAAAAACCCUUGGACCGGGAGGCACAAGCUGAACAUGUACUGAAAAUCAAUGGGAUUGACGGGGGGAAUCCAGUCAGAUCAGGAACGGCUUCAAUCUAUAUCCGUGUUCUGGACGCCAAUGAUAAUGUCCCAGUUUUUAGCCAACGAGUUUACAAAGCCUCUGUGGCAGAGAACUCGGCCGUAGGGACUGUCAUAGCAACGCUGAAUGCCACUGACUUGGAUGAAGGCGUUUAUGGAGAGAUAACCUACUCUUUCAGUCACCUGUCAGACAAGAUGGGGGGAGUUAUUGAAAUUAACCCUCUGAGUGGAGAAGUUCGGGUGGCAGGUCCUAUUGACUAUGAAGAGGCUGUUACGCACGAGCUGGAUGUUCAGGCUAAAGAUGGAGGUGGUCAGGCAUCUCACUGUAAACUUGUAAUUGACGUCAUUGAUGUAAAUGACAAUAAACCUGUGAUAGAGAUAAAAUCAGCCUCUGCUAACGUGGCUGAAGACUCUAAACCAGGAACUAUGGUCGCUCUGAUAAACGUGUAUGACCUGGACACUGGGAGCAGUGGGCGCGUCACGUGUACAAUCUCAGAUAAUGUCCCAUUUAAUUUUGUCUCAGAGGUCAAAAACUACUACAUGUUGGUGACUGACGGAAUACUAGACAGAGAGUUUCAGCCAGAGUACAACAUCACAAUUACUGCCACUGAUGCGGGCUCUCCCCCUCUCUCUGGUGUGAAAGUUAUAACAAUCGUAGUUAAUGAUAUAAAUGACAACCCCCCGACUUUUACGCAGAGUCAGUACGAUGCCAGCAUUUUGGAAAACCAACCCGUUGGCACCUUAGUGAUGAAAGUGAAAGCAGAGGACAUUGAUGACGGGUCCAAUGCUAAAAUAAUAUACCAAAUAUCAAGCGACACAAACUCAGAAGUGUCCUCCUUCCUUGCCAUCAACUCACACACAGGGGAGCUGUUCACAUCACGGCUCUUUGAUUACGAACAGUCAGUUCAUUUCCAAAUUAAGGUGACAGCUCGAGAUGGAGGCGACCCUCCACUCUCCAGCGCCUGCACUGUAAACGUUUUUAUUAAGGACCAAAAUGACAAUGCACCUGUGGUCCUAUAUCCUGUCCAAACCAGCGGGUUCAUUGCUGAGGAUAUGGUGCCAUCUGAAGCGCCUCGAGGUUACCUGGUUACUAAGGUGGUAGCUGUGGACGCCGACUCUGGCCAUAACGCCUGGCUUUCCUACAGAAUCAUCAAAGCAACGCGGCCCAACCUGUUUGUGGUCGGUCUGCAUACAGGAGAAAUCAGAACCGUGCGAGAAUUCAUGGAGGGCGAUGAACCGAAACAGACUGUUUUAGUUUUAGUUACGGAUAACGGGCCCGAAUCGCUCUCCGCCACUGUUACAGUCAGCAUAGUAAUUGGAGACGGGCUGCCUGUUUUGAACGAACUUUUUGAGUUUGCACAUGAAUCACAGGACAGCGAUCACUUAACGCUCUGUUUGAUUAUCGCCCUGGCGGCCGUCUCCUCUCUUUUCAUCCUUUUAAUCAGUGGAGUUUUUUACUUUAAGCUCUGCCGGCGUGGUUAUGUUUACCGCUCCGCCGCCACCAGUCUCCCCGUUUUCCCCACAGCCUACUGCCCCCCCAGUUUCACAGAUUUAAGCCGUUGUGGGACCCUCCUGAAAGAUGAGCGGUAUGAUUCCUUCUUGACCACUGGGUCAUGGAGAGGCGAUUUUCGGUUCGGGUCAAACACAGACACUGACACACUAAAGAAAAGAAGUGCAGCCUAUCAAAAAAGCACCCUAAGGCGCGCUAGUACAGAUAGAGCUACUCUGAAGGUGAGGGCAGGUGCACCGCAUCCUUGUUAUGUGGUCAAGUGA
Molecule: messenger RNA, 2466 nt
Organism: Chelmon rostratus (copperband butterflyfish)
Lineage: Eukaryota; Metazoa; Chordata; Actinopteri; Chaetodontiformes; Chaetodontidae
Product: protocadherin gamma-A6
Exons: 1
Coding region: 1-2466 (821 amino acids)
Biological process (GO): homophilic cell-cell adhesion
Cellular component (GO): plasma membrane
Molecular function (GO): calcium ion binding
Source: RefSeq, a predicted model, not a curated record